This is a messenger RNA of Culicoides brevitarsis, 714 nucleotides long. RefSeq names its product estradiol 17-beta-dehydrogenase 11-like. The record is from RefSeq and is a predicted model, not a curated record. The transcript has 3 exons. Gene Ontology annotation, molecular function: oxidoreductase activity, acting on the CH-OH group of donors, NAD or NADP as acceptor. Lineage: Eukaryota; Metazoa; Arthropoda; Insecta; Diptera; Ceratopogonidae. The annotation marks the transcript as partial.
AUGAAACAUCAACUUGUGGCACUUUUGUUUGUCUUCGAUUUCAUGAAAGUCUUAGUGCUGAGUAUCGUAACGGGUCUCAAGUUGUUGUUCAAGACAGUUUUCAUCCGAAAACGAAAGAACAUUUCGGAGCAACUUGCGCUCGUGACGGGCGGCGGAAAUGGCUUGGGACGCGAAAUUUGUUUAAGACUCGCACAGGAAGGAUGUAACUUGGCAGUAGUCGAUUUGAAUUAUGAAGCAGCAAAAUUAACAGCAGACGAUGCGAAACGAUAUGGCGUGGAUGCAACUCCGUAUCAAAUUGACGUUUCAGACUUUAUGGCUGUAGAAAAGUUGAAAAAGAUCGUAAAUGCGGAUAUGGGACCUGUAGAUAUUUUAGUGAAUAAUGCUGGAGUGAACUUUACGGGACCAAUUGUGGAAGAACAUCCCCUAAAAAUACAAAAAUUCAUGGAUAUUAACUUGAUGGCGUAUUUUUGGACAACUCGAGUCUUCUUACCUCCAAUGAUCAAACGAAAGCACGGACAUAUCGUUGCAGUUUCCUCCUUGGCAGCAUAUUUUCCGAAUCCAAAUGUUGCUACCUACACAACUUCCAAAUUCGGCAUUCGUGGCUUCAUGGAAGCCCUUAACCAUGACCUUUACAUACAAGGACAUGAAGAUUACAUCAAGACAACUUGCGUUUUUCCUUACUACAUCAGCACAACAAAAUCAUUGGAAGAGCGU